Messenger RNA from Merops nubicus (carmine bee-eater), 1018 nucleotides. RefSeq names its product glycogenin-1-like. The record is from RefSeq and is a predicted model, not a curated record. Gene Ontology annotation, cellular component: cytoplasm. Gene Ontology annotation, molecular function: glycosyltransferase activity. Lineage: Eukaryota; Metazoa; Chordata; Aves; Coraciiformes; Meropidae. The transcript is spliced from 6 exons. The annotation marks the transcript as partial.
UGACUGUUGUGACUCUCUGCUCGCAGUGACAGAUCAGGCCUUUGUCACCCUCGCCACCGAUGACGUGUACUGCCAGGGGGCCCUGGUGCUCGGGCAGUCCCUGAGGAACCACGCCACCUCCAGGAGACUGGCGGUGCUGAUCACACCAGAGGUUUCCAGUGGAAUGAGGUCUGCCCUCCACAGCGUGUUUGAUGAAGUGGUCGAGGUGGACGUGCUGGACAGCGCUGACUCGGGCCGGCUGGCUCUGAUGCAGAGGCCAGAACUGGGCGUCACCUUCACCAAGCUUCACUGCUGGACUCUCACUCAGUACAGCAAAUGUGUCUUCAUGGAUGCAGACACGUUGGUUCUUUGCAAUGUUGACGAACUGUUUGAUCGAGAAGAGUUUUCAGCAGCUCCUGAUUCUGGCUGGCCUGACUGCUUUAAUAGUGGUGUGUUUGUCUUCCGACCUUCUCUGAAAACUUAUGACCUGCUGCUCCAGUUUGCUGCUGAGCAUGGCAGCUUUGAUGGUGGCGACCAAGGCUUGUUGAACAGCUUCUUCAGCAACUGGGCAACGGCAGAUAUUGGCAAACACUUACCUUUCCUCUAUAACUUAAGCAGCAGUGCUGUAUACACCUACGUUCCUGCUUUCAAUCAUUUUGGUAGAGAUGCCAAAGUUGUUCACUUCUUGGGAGCGACAAAGCCCUGGAACUACAAAUACAACCUUCAAACAAAGAGAGUUAUGCAGGAUGGCACCACCUCUGGAUCUUUUCAUCAGCUGUCAUUUCUUGCCCUCUGGUGGAACAUAUACAGUGCCAGUAUAUUGCCUUUGUUAAAAAAAAUUCAGCAGAUGGAAGAAUCAGAAUCUGAGGAAUACAAGGAGGAGGUUGCACACUCCAUUUCAGAGCUGUCUAUUCAUUUCAGACCAGAGGAACCGAGUCCAGAGGAUGAACGGAGGAAAUGGGAGGAAGGACGCAUGGACUACAUGGGGAAACAUGCUUUUGAACAUAUCAAAAAGAAACUGGACACGUUUUUACAUUAA